This is a messenger RNA of Thamnophis elegans (Western terrestrial garter snake), 1916 nucleotides long. It is a transcript of the gene RTN4RL1, whose product is annotated as reticulon 4 receptor like 1. The transcript is spliced from 2 exons. The record is from RefSeq and is a predicted model, not a curated record. Gene Ontology annotation, cellular component: plasma membrane. Gene Ontology annotation, molecular function: protein binding. The coding region runs from base 1 to 1350 and encodes 449 amino acids. Lineage: Eukaryota; Metazoa; Chordata; Lepidosauria; Squamata; Natricidae.
AUGAAUGCCCAGGAGGCCAAAGGAGCAGGGCGAUGCCUGGAGCUCUGCCUGUUCCUGCUGGGCCUGGCGAUCCCGGCCUUUGAGGGCUGCCCCAGCGACUGCGUCUGCUACCCCUCGCCCAUGACGGUCAGCUGCCAGUCGCACAACUUCCUGACCAUCCCGGAGGGGAUCCCGGCGGACAGCGAGCGCAUCUUCCUGCAGAACAACCAGAUCUCCCUGCUGCUGCGCGGACACUUCAGCCCCUCCAUGGUCACCCUCUGGAUCUACUCCAACAACCUGACCUUCAUCGACCCCGAAGCCUUCCGUGGCUUUGGCCGCCUGGAGGAGCUGGACCUGGGCGACAACCGGCACCUGCGGGAGCUGUCGGCCGAGACCUUCCAGGGGCUGGUCCACCUCCACGCGCUGCACCUGUACAAGUGCGGCCUGAGCUCCCUGCCCAGCGGGCUCUUCCGGGGCCUGCACAACCUGCAGUACCUCUACCUGCAGGACAACCAGCUGGGCUACCUGCAGGAGGACCUCUUUGUGGACCUGGCCAACCUGAGCCACCUCUUCCUGCACGGCAACCAGCUGCGCAGCCUCCAGCCCCACUCCUUCCGGGGCCUGCUGGGCCUGGACCGGCUGCUGCUGCACCAGAACCGGCUGCAGAGCGUCCACCGGCUGGCCUUCCACGACCUGCGCCAGCUGACCCUGCUCUUCCUCUUCAACAACAGCCUCGCCGAACUGCAGGGGGAGGCCCUGGCGCCCCUGGCCGCCCUGGGGUACCUGCGCCUGAACGGGAACCCCUGGCGCUGCGACUGCCGGGCCCGCUCGCUCUGGGACUGGCUGCGCCGCUUCCGGGGCUCCAGCUCCUCCGUCCCCUGCGAGGCCCCCCAGCACUUCCACGGCCGGGACCUGAAGGAGCUGCCGGCCGACGCCUUCCGGGGGUGCUCCGCCUCGGAAUCCCUGCACCAGACCCACGGGCCCCGGCUGCCCCCCAGGGACCACCCGCCCCUCCUCUCUUCCACGGAGCAGGGGGAGGGCGCACCGGGGGGCCACGGCAUCCAGUCGGGGCAGCACCCCGGGUCCCGGAAGCCCCUGAAGAACUGCACCAAGAGCCGCAACCGGAGCAGCCGGCCGGCCUCCCUGGGGCCCUGGAAGAGCACCGAGGAGGCGCAGGACCUGAAGCACCAGCCCAACCUGGGCCUGCUGCCCAAGCCGAAGGGCAAGUGCCACCGGGCCCCCGUGCCGCCCCCCAGCGGAGUCCAGCAGGCCGCGGGAGGGGGGCGGAGCUCAGGGGGCCGGGCCACACUGACCCUCCGUGCUGCCGUUCUCGUCUGGACCCUGGCCUGGGUGGUGGUGAUCUUCCGCUGACCGGUCCCGCCUGGAGCCAUGCUGACUCUCUGCUCCUGAGCACCAGGGCGUACUCUUGUUCCCUCCGAGGAGGGUCUGGCCGUGGGCCGUCAGUCCAUGGCUAACCAGGCGUGGGACUGCUCCGUUGGGACUGCCCUGCGCCCUGGGUACGAGUGGCGUGAGGGGUUAGGAGCCCUGCCAGCCCCCUCCUGGUGCCCCAGCUGAGCUCCCACAAAAGGCAAGGACAUACCUGCCCCUCCCCAGCCGGCCUGGAGGGGCCCAUCCUGAGCAGGGCGGCAGGCUCUGCCCCUCCCUCGCUUGUCCAGUCUCGGCCAGAGGAGACCCAGAGGAGACCCUGCCCAGCCUCCCCUCUGGACCAGCCGGAAGGACGCCAGCUGCUCUUUCGGCCCCAGUAGGACCCCCAUCUCCCCCUUGCUCAGGAUGCAUCCUCAGCCCUGGCAGGAAAGACCAGCCAGCAGCCAGAGCCUCCCAGCCCACAGAGAGCCAGGCGGGCGGGCUGGCUGGGCCGAGGGGGCACCUGCAGAGACUCUUGAGUGAAAGGUGUGUCCGUUCUUUUGUAACCUCUG